UUAGAUUGGUUGUUUUCUUGUGCUUGUGGACGUCACUUCCGGUUUCUUAGUUUUACCCAGAUUAGCUGCCGUAGGAAAGUGACGCCGUUUUGGUUUUAGCUCUCUGCAUCACUGGCUGCAUAAGUUCUUUUAAAUCUAAUUAUUAUGGCAAAGAGACAUGCGGAGAGCACCGUGCAGGAGCUCUCCCCCAAAAAACACCGUCCUUUAUUUCACAGUGUUGAUGUACAGGUGGACAGCAUGGCUUCAGUCGGAGGUGUGCCAUCCCUCCUGGCAUUGUUGGGGAACCGCUGCAAAAAGAGGCCGCACUGUUUUGAAGAACCAGAGCUAACAGGAGGAAAAGAAACAGGUUUUUGUCUGAGGACUGCCGUCUGCCACCCGAGGAAGCACGUGGCUAAUGUUUUGACGGAAUCCAUCUCUGGAAGUUUCCAGGACUCUCGCAGCGCCUGCGCUCUCACAAACAAGAAACGACCUCGGAGGGAAUGCGUUGGUUUGGAGGAAGCGAUUACUCAAGAUAAAAAUAAAACAGUUGACAUAACGGAGAAUGAAGACUGCUCUUAUAACUCCUUCCAGUUCUGGAGAGUCCCCUUACCUGAACUUGACCUUUCCCUGCUGGACGAUGACCCCAGGGCAGAUUCCCAGACCAAGGAGAAGUCAAAAAGCAGUGACUCAUCCUCAGAUGCCAUGGAGAGUUGAAGAUAAAAAGUUAAACAUUCCAAAGGUUUGAACCUGUUUCCAUAAUUGGAUGGACAUAAUGAAGAUUAGGUCAGACACUUUAAAAACCUAAAAAAGGUUGCUCAAAAGACGCAUAGGGACAAGUUUUUGUCUAACUAGAUGUCUAACAGGAAAGACACUUUAUGUGUGAAACAAGUUCAGUGAUGUGUUUUUUUUCUCUCUCAAAGGUUUAUGAUGCUUUGUAGUCAAUCUGCUAGAGUUGUUAUCCAAAUGCUGCAUCAGUUUUGUUAACAAAAGUCUUUGUAUUGAGCUGUUUUUGAAUGGUUUUAUUUAUGGCCACCACAUUUUUAGUUGUUUUCAUAAACAAUAAAACAUUUUCAAGUGUUUUUAUUGUUUUUUAUUAUUUUUUUGCAGUCUUGAGUGAGAGCUUCAACACAAGCAAACUACAAAACGUCCAGAUUCCUGUUAAUCAAGGGUUUGAAUUAACUUACUGUGUUCAGUGGUUUUCUGUGCCAUUAAACAAGGUAAUGAGGACAGAAUGUCGUUGACCGCUAUAGAGGUGUAAACAGGUUUCCAGAAGGAGGUCAUGAAGUCCUCCAGGCUUCUUGGAAAGGCCCGGCGCCCUUUGGACCUGGUCUGAUAAAGGAGCGGCCUGCAGGAGGAAUGAUGGGGCUUGAAUGAGGGUCGAUGGUAGACCUCAACAGUCCUACGAUCUGCAGCUGAACAAUGCAAACAUGUCACGGAAGUCUUGGAUUGAGGAAACCCUCUGCAAGAGAGAGUGUGUGAGGUUCAUCCCUUCUUCAUGGGACCAACACAGAUGUGUUCCAGUAUGUCAAAUAUGCCAAAACUUGAUCAGGUGUUGUUGUGGUCGUCUGGUGGGGGAACAUUCCUGGCAGGAGUCUGUUCCUCCGCUAUCUUUCUAUGCUGCCUCUGGACCAGACAUGGAGGAGGACUGGUCCACAGAGGUCCACACUAGAGCGAGUCCCACCAAUGCUUAUGGGACUAUAGAUUUUGAAGACACCGCGACACGAGUGUGUCGGGCAAAGUACGUCCGUGUGGCCGUGGACUCCAAGCCCGAGGCUUUACUGCAGCUGAUGCUGAGGGAAUGGCAGAUGGAGAGACCCAAACUGCUGCUGACGGUCCAGGGAGGCACAGAAAACUUUGUCUUGCCCCCAAAAGUUAUGCAAGCUUUCAGCAAGGGGCUGAUCACUGCUGCCCUCAACACAGGGGGGUGGAUACUCACCGAUGGGAUUAAUACGGGUGUGUCUAAGUAUGUAGGGGAGGCAGUGAAAGUGUUUGGAGGCCACGACCUGAGAAAGAGGAACACAAUUGGUAUCACACCAUGGGGAGUGAUUGACAACAACAUGGACCUCAUAGGCAGAGAUGUGUUCAAGCCCUACCAGCCACUGGGAAACCCCCUGAGCAAGAGAGUCUGCCUCAACGGGUUCCAUUCCCAUUUCCUGCUGGUGGAUGAUGGAACACUUGGGAAAUAUGGCUGCCAGCAGGGCCUUCGGAAGAAACUGGAGAAGCACAUCCAGCAGCAGAAAAUACAUCCUCGAUUGAACCAAAGAGUGCCUAUGGUGUGUGUAGUGGUGGAGGGAGGUCCCUCCGUUGUUUUCACUGUGCUGGAUUAUGUGAGCAGUGCCCCCCCUGUGCCAGUGUUUGUGUUUGAAGGAUCUGGCAGAGCUGCAGACCUGCUUUCUUUCUUGCACAAGCAGACCGCCAACGACAGGCAGCUGGAUGCUGACAUUAUAGAGGACUUCCUCACUAGAAUUGGUGAUGAAUUUGGAGUGGAGAGAACUGAGGCGGUUCGUCUUUACUCUGUUCUCCAGGAGUGCAUGGACCACAGAGAGUCUAUAACUAUUUUUGACUCUGAAUCAGACGAUCACGCGGCACCAGAUGCAGCCAUUUUAAGUACUACACUCAAGGGCACAAAGGCCAGUCCAGCAGAGCAGCUAAAUAUGGCUUUAGCAUGGGACCAAGCCGACAUCGCUCAGAAGGACAUCCUGGUGUACGGACAGCACUGGCCGGUUGGUUCCUUGGAAAAAGCCAUGCUUGAUGCUCUGGUGUUGGACCGUGUGAGUUUUGUUAAAAUGCUGAUAGACAACGGCAUGACCAUGAGCCACUUCCUCACUGUGGAGCGCCUGGAAGAGCUUUACAACACGCCGCUGGGGCAGACUCCGCGCUUCCUGCAACACCUUGUUGAAGAUGCAAAGCAGACGUCUCUUCCAGCUGGUUACCGUCUUUCUCUUAUUGAUGUUGGCCUGGUGAUAGAAUACCUGAUUGGAGGAGCAUACCGCAGCACCUACACUCGAAAACACUUCAGAGCUGCGUACAGCCGCAUGCAGGACAACGACAGAAGAUGGGACAGUUCUGGCUCCUUUUCUAAACAAAAGCUCGGACUGAAAUCAAACUCCCGGAAGAGUGGAAGUCGUCAGGACUUGCAUUUCUUUAGAACUGCUCAGCCCUACAAACGCAAGGAGCAAGAUGCGACCCCCGGGAGCACUCUAAACACGAGGUUCAGUUCAGGCCUCGGUGACGCUUCACUGCAGGUCCCUUUUAACUUCAACGACCUCUUUGUCUGGGCGGUUCUUCAGCAGCGGCAGCAGAUGGCACUAUUCCUGUGGCAGCACGGUGAAGAAGCGCUGGCCCGAGCCAUCGUGGGCUGCAAGCUUUACCGCUCCAUGGCCUUUGAGGCGCGGCUGAGCAGCAUGUAUGACAACAUCGCUGAAAAAUUCAAGGCAGACUCACUGGAGUUCGGUAAGCUGGCGGUGGACGUGUUGGAUUGUGCAUUUCGACAGAACGGGCAAAUGGCCAUGAAACUGUUGACCUCAGAGAUGGAAGCAUGGAGCCACUUCACGUGUCUGCAGUUGGCAGUCUCCUCGUGUCACAGACCGUUUGUCUCACACUCGUGCACUCAGACCCUCCUCACUGAUCUCUGGACGGGCCCCCUCAACAUGAGAAAGAACUCCUUCAUGAAGAUAAUCUUGAGCCUUCUUCUGCCCCCUGCUAUCUUGAUGCUGGAGUUUAAAAGCGAAGCUGAAAUGUGUCAUGUACCACAGACCCACGAGGCAAUGCUGUUCGGGCUUGACUCUGUCAAGUCAACUCCAGCUCCUCAGGCUACUGCUGACCUGAGUCAUCAUGAUGCAGAGCAGGGCCUUCCUUUUUAUGAGAAAUGUCUCGGUCCUGUGUCAAGAUCUGUUUCCACUGUAAAGGUGCAGUGGCUCCCCUGGAUCACACGAAUAUAUGAUUUCUACACAGCUCCUGUUGUCAAGUUUUGGUUUCACACAAUGUCAUACUUGUGUUUUUUGAUGUUAUUCUCAUUCGUCGUCUUGGUGAAAAUGGAAGCUGGACCCAGUAUUCAAGAGUGGCUGGUCAUUUUCUACAUUGUGUCUACUGCAGUGGAGAAAACCAGAGAGGUUUUGAUGUCUGAGCCGAGGAAGUUGAGGCAGAAGCUGAAGAUUUGGUUCUCAGAGUACUGGAACAUAUCCGAUUUUGUCGCCAUCAUUCUUUUCCUGAUUGGACUUACGUUGCGCUGGCACGCUGAUCCGUACAGAACAGCGGGGCGCAUCACUUACUGCCUGGACAUCAUCUUCUGGUUCAUCAGGGUGCUGGAUCUGCUGGCUGUCAAUCAGCACGCUGGCCCUUACCUCACUAUAAUCACUAAGAUGACCAGUAAUAUGUUCUUCAUCGUGGUGAUGAUGGCUAUAGUGCUGCUGAGCUUCGGGGUCUCCAGAAAGGCCAUCCUGUCACCAGACGAGGAGCCAUCGUGGAGCCUUGCUCGAGACAUAGUCUUCCAGCCUUACUGGAUGAUCUUUGGAGAGGUCUACGCAGGCGAGAUCGAUCAAUGUGCGGGUGGUAAUUCAUGCCCCCCUGCAUCCUUUCUUACACCCAUUCUUCAGGGUGUCUAUAUGUUCGUCCAGUAUAUCAUCAUGGUCAAUGUUCUCAUAGCGUUUUUCAACAACAUCUACUUUGAUAUGGCUUCAACAUCCAACAAGCUGUGGAAGUAUAACCGCUACCGCUAUAUAAUGACCUAUCAGGAGAGGCCGUGGCUGCCCCCGCCUCUAAUCCUCCUCAGUCACAUGGCUCUUGCUUUGAGAUACAUCUACUGGAAGUUUCUGGGAGACACUGAGCCGGAAGAGAGAGGCUCAGGGCUGAAACUUAAUUUAGGCCACGAGGAUCGAAAGAAGCUUCACGAAUUUGAAAAGAAAUGUGUAGAAGUUUACUUCCAUGAGAAGAACAAAGACCUCCAGAACAAUCAAAUCAAGAAGAUCAGAGCCAUAGCUGAAAGAGCAGAAGAAAUGAGUGUGAUGGUGGGGGAGAUCUCCGACAAGGUCAACUUUAUUCAGCACAGCCUGUCAGAGUUAGACUGUCAGAUGGGUCAACUGCAGGACCUUUCUGCUCUGGCGGUGGACACCCUCACUCUUCUCUCUGCCUCUGACAGCCUCCAAAAGGAAGAGGCUCGCUUGGCUCAGUGUCGGGUCAACCCCACUUUGCAACACGUCCUCCCUCACAGCUGGACUCUCCCACACAGGAGCAACGCUGACUGCGAUGUCCCCAAUUUUCGCCGAUUGGUUACCAAAUCAUGCAAAAGUACCCCCCCAUCGUUGCUAAAAGGCUCUGUUGUAGCAGCCAGCAGAAUGGCAUCGUUGGAGCGUCACAUGGGAUCCAAGGAAAGCAAGGAAGAAAAGCACAAAGACACUGAGAGGGAAGAGGAAACAAAAGAGGAUUCUCCGUGUGGAACUCCUGACCACCCCGUUGAAAAGUGGUUGGGAGUCCCAAAGCCUUUGUCGCACGCCUCCUUUACUCUUUUCAACAACGGUAAAAUUAUUUACGAAGGUGAGAGGCAGCAGACUCCGUCCGAGUCCUGUGGAUCAUCCCGCUGUGAGAGUCCUCUGUCUCCAAGAGCUCUGGGGUCCCCUUCUCAAAGGUCCUGGACGUGUGACCCAUAUUUGUAUCCAAGUGUGGAGGACACAUCCAUGGAAGAGCAAGAAGAGUGUGACAGUGAAGAGCAAGAUGACACACAGAAACACAUGACUGACUCAGAAGGUGAUAGAAUGCCGUCUUUUGUGUCAAAACGCUCCAGCCAGUGGAGGAGACCCUCAAUUGCCCCCCGGUGGCUCUACAUGCCCAAAGAGCAAUACUAUGGCUAUAGUAGGUCUCUGUCAUCCAGCAUGGAGAAUAUAACAUUCUCUGGGGCACCUCUUAGCCCAACAAGAGGAUCGUUCUUUACUCUUAAUGAAGCAAUAAGCAAGGAGAGGAUAACUGGCAGGAGGGGCUUUAGAGAUGAUACAUGCCUAUCAUGCAGCAGGAGCCAAGAGUGGUCAAAAUCAUCAGACUUCAUCCAAGUCUCGGGCCCCAGAGCGAAGGGCCAAAACAGGAAGACAGUUAAGAUUAAAGAGAGCUCUUUUGACACGGAAGGCGUUCAACCCCGUCAGUCUGAUGCAUCGUGGAGAGGGCAUCCUAAGUUUACAGGAGAGCCCAGCUGUUGGUCGGCGUCAACCAGCCUCAGUCAGCUCAACUUUGAUCCACCAGAAUCGUUACUGAAACAAAUGGUUUCACAUCAGGAGGUGUGGAGUCCCACUCACUCCGCCUGGAACAGCAGGGCUAAAUCUAUGAGUCGAAGAUCUUCUUUACAGAGUGGAAUUCCACUUGAAGUUAAAAGUCCAUCUUUCCAGUCCAGUGAAAAUUUGUACCCACACUAUUCAGCCACAGAGAGGAACAAUCUGAUGAGAUUGGCUCAAACCAUCCCCUUCACACCUGUUUCCAUUUUUGGAGGUGAAGAGGUGAGCAUCUACUCUCUGGAGGAAGCCCCCUCUGAUGCAGAUGCUGACUCUCCGUCAGCCUCCUCUUGGUCUUCCAAAGGCCUGUCUGCUAUACUGAAGCCCCUCUCCAGUGAGGAAGGCUCUCUGGAUGGCGGUCUCCGGCAGGGCUGCAGGAUGCUUUGUACCUGGGCAGAACAAGAUGUGCUCAAACCUGGUUCGAUAUAUGUGGUGAAAGCUUUUAAGUCAGAAGUGGUUCGUGUUUGGCAGAAGUACUUCCCUGGCAGCACUGCUCUACAGCUUUGUUUAAGGGAGAUCCAGCAGCAAAGAGCAGCACAGAAGAUGAUGCACGUUUUCAACCAGAUCAAGCCUCGAGACAUGCGUCACUCACCACGAUUUUUAGAUGUAUCCCUGAUCCUCUGGCAUUCCAACGGGCAAUGGCUGACUAUUGAGAGAAACAUGACCGGUGACUUCAGGAAAUACAACAACAACACAGGAGAAGAGAUCACGCCCUGCACCUCACUGGAGGACAUGCUGCUCGCGUUCUCCCACUGGACCUACGAGCACUCGGGGAAAGAGCUGCUGGUGCUGGAUAUUCAAGGAGUAGGAGAGGAACUGACGGAUCCAACGGUCAUCAUGGCCGACGAUCAAAGUAGUUGCAAGGGGGAACUGCUUUUUGGCCCUGAUAACCUUGGAGCCGCUGCCAUCAAUGGUUUCCUGCAGAAACAUACUUGUAAUCUCUGCUGCCACAGACUCGGCUUAAAAGAUUUGAGGACUCGUCCAACCAGCAGUGAGAUCAGCAGCGAAGCAGGGAGAAUAUCAAGGAAGGAAGAAUAAGCCAACAAUGAAACAUGGAUGAAGUAGGGAAAAAAGACAUUAUUAAAGCAGACUAUUUUGGGGAUUUUUCGAUUAAACUCCUUCUGAGUUAAGAACUGAGUAUUUUUUUUUAGACUAGAGUUUAAAUUUUACCUCUCAGGUGUUCUUUUUUAAAUAGAGAGUAAGUAUGAAAGCACUUUCCAAAACACUUAAACUGGUAACUUUUUUUUUAACUCACUACCUAAUUAUGAUAUUAAUGUAAGCCCAGUGCAAUGACCUCUAUGCAAUAAUACUCAAUUGCCAGAAUACUAGGAAAUGCUGAUGUCAGUUUGUAUUUAUGAAAAUGAGAAAAAAAAAUAAUUGAAUCAAAUUCUUGUUUGUUCACUCUUCAGCUUCAGUCGUGUCCACCUUACUCACCUGUUUAAAUGUUUUUUUUGUAUCCAUUUCAGCUUGAAUGACUGAAAUGGUUAAAUGAUAAAACAAAAAAAA
This is a messenger RNA of Oryzias melastigma (Indian medaka), 7739 nucleotides long. It is a transcript of the gene trpm6, whose product is annotated as transient receptor potential cation channel, subfamily M, member 6. The transcript is spliced from 42 exons. Bases 1350 to 7271 code for a protein of 1973 amino acids. Gene Ontology annotation, cellular component: apical plasma membrane. Lineage: Eukaryota; Metazoa; Chordata; Actinopteri; Beloniformes; Adrianichthyidae. Gene Ontology annotation, biological process: protein phosphorylation; protein tetramerization; monoatomic cation transmembrane transport. The record is from RefSeq and is a predicted model, not a curated record. Gene Ontology annotation, molecular function: monoatomic cation channel activity; protein serine/threonine kinase activity; ATP binding.